Plenodomus lingam JN3 is the source of this 2226-nucleotide messenger RNA. RefSeq lists its product as uncharacterized. Lineage: Eukaryota; Fungi; Ascomycota; Dothideomycetes; Pleosporales; Leptosphaeriaceae. Gene Ontology annotation, molecular function: lipid binding. The record is from RefSeq and is a predicted model, not a curated record.
AUGUCUCUCUCGUCCUGCUUCGGCUCCCGUAAACGCGACGAGGACCAGCGCCCGCUGCUACCUCAAUAUCGCGAUGACACGCAAUUGCAACGCGAGGUUCAUCAGAAGCUCCAUACAUACCAAAUGCUGCGGGCCAUGUCAAUGGGUUACAUGCCAUCAAACGAGCAGGUUAUCAUCAACCUCCGAAGCUUGUUAUCCGCCGACAUUCUGAAUCCUGAAAACACAGAUCUGACCGACUCUGGAAGACUACUGGUCAAGUUCACGAAACAAUGGCUUCAUGAUUUCAUUGGGUUGCUGAGCAACAAGAACAGUGAAGAUCAGAUCCAAGACUUCAUUUGGUACCUCAGCAAAGCCAGGGUUUCAGUGGACGUUUCAGACAUGGCCCGUAGGACCACUAGGUCAAAAGCCAAAGCUGAUGCUACCGCAGCUUACCACAGUCUGCAGACAGUGGGAUCUUUGCUACUCACCAACUCCGAUUUCCGGAUCUUCCUCUCAGACUUGGAGACAGUCGGCCGCGAAGUGUUCAGGGACACGGCCUUUACCCUAUCAAAUGUAUCAAAAAAGGCCGCCAAAAAGAUUGAACCUUCCCAGCAAGAGCAGAAGAAGCUGAAGGAACCGGGUGCGGAUGAGGGUCCGGCGCCAACCGCCGAGGAUCUCAACGGUGAAGUCCAAGAGGUCGCUUCUGUCAUCGGUGAUGGUGCACUCAAGGUGGCCAAGCGAGCCGAUGUGAGCUUAGCACAGAAGCUACAGGGCGACGAGGGCGAGUCACUCCUUUUCAGGCUGAAGAAGACAGUUACCAACCUGAGACAAAAGAGGGACUACAACGAAUCGGUAUCGGUGCUGGCAUUGUUACUCAAGCGUUAUGCUCUGGCAUAUUCUCGUACUGUGGAAGACGCAAUGGGCACCAUACAGGAGGACGUUGAGCCCAAUCCAGCAAUGGAGAGGGCUGUCAAGAACUUUUGGACUUUCUUGACAUCCUUCGGAGAGAAGGAGGAAUGGAAGAAGCUCGAGGAUUCGUUCCACAACGUCCUGGAGCACUCACGCAAGGACCCCGAAUUUGAAGACCUUCUUAUUGAUGUUGGCAACUCUCUGCAGAAGCUCCUUACCGAUCCCGACUUUUUCGAACAUGUGGACGAGAAGUUCCAGGAGCUCCGUGAGAAGGCCAAGGGUGUCGGCACUGAGUCUUCACUCCGUACGGAUAUUGAUCAGUUCUUCGAGCAAGCUCAGACUACUUUGACGACUGUCACGCAAGACCAAGACAUCGCCAAGUUGAUGAAAACAACUUUGAAAAUCUGGGAUAUCUUGUCUCCUCGCAACUCAUACGCGAACAGCGAACUCAUUCAGGAUGCAAUCAAUGUCUUCGUGCCUCUUGGUAUCCAGGCUAUCCAAUACAUCCCCAUUCCCCGUUUGGAAGUAUCUACACCGGAACUCGACCUGCUCUUGGAAAACCUGAUAGUCGAACCUGGAAAGACAGUCAAUCACACCUCCUUUCUCCCGUUCCGCUUCAAGGUUGAAACCUACAACGACUUCGAGCUCCGCAAAGCCCGCUUCCGCGUCGCUUCAAAAGUCAACUCGCGCUUCACCAUCAAAAUCGACGGUCUCUCCUUCCGUGCCGACGAAGUUGGGUUCCUUAUGCGCGCCCACAAAGGUCUCCUACGUUUUGCCGACGAGGGUAUCACAUCCUUCCAGCUCGACGAGCGCGGUAUCGACAUCCACCUCGACGUCGAAGUCGCAAAGGAGCGCAUGGAGCAGAUUCUCACUCUCCGCGACGUCCGUGUCCACAUUCACAAGCUCAACUACACUUUGCGCAAAUCAAAGUUCAGCAUCUUCGGCUGGCUAUUCCGACCCUUGGUUCGCCCCAUCGUCCGCAAGGUCAUGGAGAGGCAGAUGGCAAAGGGUAUUGCGGAUGGCAUCCAUGCUGCCAAUCGCGAAUUGCUAUUCGCGAGGGAGAGGUUGAGGGCGACGAGAAUCUCGGAUCCAAACGAUGUCAAGACGUUCUUCAAGGCAGUGCUUACGAGGUUGACGCCCGAGGAAGAUCCGGAUCUGUACACGAGGGUUGGCGUUGCGGAACCUGGGAAGGGUGUGUUCAAGGGAAAAUAUGCGCCUGGUAGCGUUGUCAAGCUGUGGGAAGAGGAGGGCAGGAGGGCACCGGAGAGGAUCGAUGAUUGGGAUGAGGGUGGCUGGAGGAACGAUGUCUUCGACUUGCAUGCCAUGGCCCUUUCAUAG